Messenger RNA from Chaetomium globosum CBS 148.51, 2565 nucleotides. RefSeq lists its product as uncharacterized. The coding region runs from base 1 to 2565 and encodes 854 amino acids. The record is from RefSeq and is a predicted model, not a curated record. The transcript has 4 exons. Lineage: Eukaryota; Fungi; Ascomycota; Sordariomycetes; Sordariales; Chaetomiaceae.
AUGGAUGCCCUCACUUCCGCCGUAGGUUUUGUUUCGCCAGCAAUUCAUUCCAGCCUCCUUCCACACCCCGACCCAGUCUCAUCAGUGGCAACUAGUGGAACAAAGCCGUCGAUAGCCUCGGGAAGUUCCUCAUGUUUCUCAUCAAUGUCACAGUGGGACUCCGAAGCCACGGAGAAUUGGUGCCGCGUGUGGUUCCCAGAGGCGGACCUCGGAAGGGAAAGCCGCGGAUUCGAGCUUUGGUCCGUAUACAACCCCCCCGCCGGCGAGAACGUACCGAGAGCCCUCCAAGGGCGGCCAAGGCCAAGCCACCCGGUGGUUCUGGAAGGAGACUUCAACCUAAAGAACCCACUGUGGGAUGGGUUCGGACGCUACGACAGGAAAUCUGAAGACCUAUUGCAGCUGGUAUACUACGGGGAAGAGUGUCGUGGAAAGUCAGACCACUACCCACAAGUGCUCGAGGUCGGGGAAGGGCAUGGGCCGAGGCCAACCCAACCGGAUGGCUGGGCCUGGAAGAAGAUGGACAGGGAGAGGGUGAAGGCUGAAUCAGCGUUGCUAUGCAAGGUCAUGGGGCUCGCGGACCCGGGACCGGACGGACUACCGGCCGGAACCCGGACAGUCGAGGGUCUUGGCAAAGCUUUCGAUAGCCUGGCCGAGUGGCUCACCUGGACCGCGAAGGAAAGCACUCCACGGAAAAAGGCGAGCUGCGGCUACAGCUCUCCCUGGUGGACUGUGGAGGUGCAGCAGGCCGCCCGGGAGGCCAGGAGGGCCGAGAGGCUGGCGAAGGAGACUCGGGCAGAGUACUGCUGGGAGGAGCUUAGCGAAAGGCUCAAGGACCUUGCUAGAACAACGCGCGAAGCACGGACGAGGGCUUGGAGGAACAGCCUACAGGAAGCAAGCGAGGCAAAGAAGCCCGAUCAGAUGUGGAGCUUGGAAAGAUGGGCUAGGCUGCGGAGCUUUUUGCCGCCAGAACCACCGAGGCUUCCGGAAUUUAAGGACUCUUCCGGACAGGUAACGGCCGAAACGCACGACCAGAAGGCCAGCGCGCUGGCCGAGAGGUUCUUCCCGGACCCACCGGCCAACCUGACGGACGUGGAAGACCAAGCCUUUUUGGGCAGCUGGAACCCGGGCUUCGACGUCGUACAGGCAGUGACGCCGACCGAGAUCACGGAAGCGAUAGGAAGAGCAAGCCCCUGGAAGGCGCCAGGCGAGGAUUUGCUCCCGAGGGGCCUUCUGAAGGCGUGCGGAGCACCGUUAGCUGAAGUGCUGGCCCUUCUGGCGACAAGGUGCCUGGAGCUAGGAUGGUUCCCGAACCGUUUCAAGAGGGCGAAGACUGUAGUACUACCGAAACCAGGAAAGGCUCCGCCGGCGUAUCAGACCCCGGGGGGAUACAGGCCCAUUGCUCUGCUGCCAACCCUGGGGAAGGUAAUAGAGUCAGUGGUCGCCAGGAAGGUCACUCAAGCUGCAGAAGUCAACGGCCUCCUACCAGAUGAACAAAUGGGGAACAGGGCACACCGCUCCACAGAGCUGGCUGUCCGGCUAGUAGUAGCCCAGGUCCAGGAGGCGUGGAGACAGAAGGGUGCGGCAUCCCUAUUGCAACUGGACAUCUCAGGAGCCUUUGACACGGUCAACCAUACCCGACUGCUAGCAACUUUGCGAGAAAUGGGCUUCCCGAGGUGGCUGGUCCUCUGGACGAGAGAUUGGUUGACCGGUCGAGAGGCCACCCUUCUUUUCGACGGCAAGACGGCGGCGCCGACGGCAAUUCGGGCAGGGGUCCCCCAAGGCUCACCCCUUUCCCCUGUUCUCUUCAUCCUGUACAUUUCCUCAUUAUACAAGCAGCUAAAAGACGAGCACCCUCACUUGGCUAUAACAGGGUUUGCGGAUGACACCAACCUCCUAGUAUUUGGUCGAAAUCCCCAAGCCAAUGUCCGGCAACUAGAGGCGGCGUGGGAAACGUUCCUGGGGGUCUGGCUGGACUGGAAACUCAACUGGAAGGCUCACCUGGUGGCGGUGGAGAAGAAGCUGAGGACCCAGAGCUAUGCCCUGUCGAGGAUCGUGGCAAAGACGUGGGGAAUGGGGCUAGCCAAAGCGCGAGAAGUGUACACAAAGUGCAUCCGGUCGGCGCUGGCCUAUGGCGCAUCAUCGUUUCACAUCCCCACGGAUGUGGGAGGCGAGCCGGUAAAGAAAGGCAUCACUAAGGCCCUCGGGAAGGCCCAGAACAAGAGCUUGCGGAUUGUGGCGGGAGCCUUUAAGUCUACCCCCAUCCGUGACCUCGAGACAGAGACAUGGGUACCACCAUUGGACUUGUACCUAAACAAACGGCUUGCAGAUUUCGAAAACCGACUCCAACGACCCGAUCUGGACGACGGUCAAGGCGGCAAGAAGACGGCGGGGAGCCGGGGAGCGUUGUCCUCACCGCCUGCCGCAAGAUACAGCAGAGACUUAGCUCGAGGAGGGGCAACAGGGGCCGACCGCGAACCUUGGGACCUCAAGGGCCUACGGCGGUGGAGAGAGCCGCGGGCACGGUCAUGCGCUGGACGGGGGGAACCGUUGAUACGAACAGGGUAG